GUCCAGGGCUUCGGAUGUUGACGGAGCUGAGAGGAUAAGCGGGCGGCGCUGCUGCAGUUUGAGGAAGUUUGAGACGCUUGAGUCACAGUUUACUAGCGCUCGUCAUUGUCUGACAGUCAAAACAGUCGCUGCGCUUCAAAACCGGAUCGGACUAACGGGAAAAAUCCUCCGCUCGGGACCGCCGCGACAAACCACGCUGCACAAUGGGAGCAUCCUCAUCCAGUCUGUUGGACGAGAGUAAAAUAAGCUACAUACGAGGCCGGACAGAGGCUGAGCUGAAGAACUUUAGUCCUCAUUACAGAAGGCAAAGCUGUGUCGCCUUCUUUUGCCAUCUGAAGGAUGAGGUAGAGCAGCACAGAGCAGGACAGGCCCAGCUCCUCAAACAGAAGGAGUCACCGCAGGCCUCAGAGGUCCUGUACAAGGAUAGCAUGUUGUACUUCGAUGACAACAGAAAGUGGAAAGAGAGAUUUGUCGUGGUCCGUGCCGACCAUAGCCUGGAGCUACACGAUAGCCAGGAGUCAUAUACAAAGGGAACCCCAGCCCGGAACAAACUCCUGCCAACAGGGGGCACAGUGUUGACCUCAGAGGAGAAAUACACUGCUGUCGUAGACAAGGCCUUCCCUGAUCCCAAUAGUUCCAAGGAAGAGCCCUCCGCUCCUAUGGUGGCGGUUCCCGGUCCGCUUCCUGUGUACCUGAGACUGCCUUACAGACGAGACUCGUACUUCUGUUUCCAGCAGGAGGAGAAGAGGGCUCGCUUCGUCUCGAUCCUGAACGACUGCAUUCGGCAUCAGAACCAAGAUUAUCUGAAGAGUAUGGAAUGUGAGGUGCAGGCUUUCCUAAAGGCCAUUCACUUCUACAGGCAGGAGAAGGGACACUAUGAAUCAUGGGAUAUGCUGGUGGGCACUGACUGUCAGGUGCUGGCUAACCUGGUGAUGGAGGAGCUGCUGCCCUCACUGCAGACAGAGCUGUUGCCCAAGCUGAAGGGAAAGAAGCCGGAGAGGAAGAGAGUGUGGUUUGUGACAGUGGAAGCAGCAUUCGAGCUUGUGCAUGAACAACUGCGAGAAGGACUGGAGAGUUUGAAAAAUGAGUGCAGAGAAGCCACCAAACAGCAGGAAGCGCUCAUCCGCUCAGAUAUGGACCAGAUCAUCAACUCACAAACAUUCCUGGAAACUAAACUGCAAGCUCUAGUAUCAGAGCCAGCCGUGAAAUACUGCUCGGAGAGCGUGGCUCCAUACCUGACCUCCAUCCUGGAGGAGCUGAUGGGUCCGGUCAGCGCAGGCUUCCAGGCCGUGAGGCUGCUGCUGGAGGACGAACUGACCCGACUCUGCAAGGAUUUCCCUCAGGGGGGAGUCACAGAGGAACUUCAGAGCGCUUUGCAGCAGGUGGGUCGUGACCGGAUGGAGGACUGUUACCAGCAUGUGAACGUCCUGAAGGAACAGCUCCAGGAACUUCGCAACCGCUUCAAGUUCUCCAACUCCACACGAGUGGUUCACGGCACCCAGAGUCAAAUGCAGCAGUUGAUGGAGAAUGCCGUGUACACAUUUGAGCUCCUGCUUCAGUCUGCAUUAAAGGAAAAACCUGACAAACAGGCCUCAGUCAUGGAGAAAGCCAAGCUGCGUGUCCUCAAGCAAUUUGACUAUGACAGCAGCACAGUAAGGAAGAAGAUUUUCCAGGAAACCCUGGUUGACAUCACUCUGCCAGCCAUCAAGAGAAACCUGGCGCCCGUCUGCAAAACUGAGCUUCAGAAUUUUGAACAGUUCGUCUUUGCUGAUUACACAAACUUUGUUCAAGUGGAGAAUGUCUACGAGAACAUACUGCUCAACCUUUUGAAUAAUGAAGUUAACAAAGUGGUAAAGGAGGCAGCCAGUCUGAAGAAGAACAACCUGUUUGCUGACAGUACUGACCUGCAAUGUGUUAGUCAAAGCAGUCUGGCUGACAGCCGCACGCCGCCCCUCUCGGCCCCCUCCAGCCCAGUCCCAGUCUCUCAACAAGCAGAGCAGAAGAUCACCUCUCCAUCCAGAGGAUCCGUCAGUGAACUGACGCGCGAUGCUACAGUCAUUCCUACAGUGAAGAUUACACCAUCUUCUCCAGAACCUACAUCACCUUUAAAUGUUCCUGAAACAACUCAACCAGCAUUACCUGAUGAUUCAUCACCCAUUCCAGAGAUCUCAGUGACUGAAGUGUCCUCAACCAAACCAGAAACCAUCUCAUCUGCAGAAGAUUCAUCUUCACAACCAGAGACGCCGCCUUCUAAAGCAAAGGAUGAAGUUACAGAAGGAUCCUCUGUCAGUACAGACCGAGCAGUCUAUCUCAGCUCAACAGCUGAAGAAACUCCUGUUAUCGCGUCUGAAACCCUAAAUGUGAAAGCGGAUGAAGAAAGUGAAAGUCUAAGUCCUCCUAUCAAAGAGGAAUCUGUACAUAUCGUCCAACCUGAAGUCCUCCCAGACUUACGUGUUGAAGACAGUGCAGUGGGUGCCAGUGUUUGUGAUGAGCACGUUGUUGAGGAUAUCAAGGCAUGUGAGGCAGUGCCGUCUAGUGAUGAAGCACAAAACAGUCCGGCUGUUGAUGGUUGUCCUCCUCUGGACCCGGUUCCUGAGGGUCUGGUAGAGGGCGCUGUUGCUUUAACAUCAGAUCCGGAGAACGAGCCGGAUCCCCAGGAAGAGAGCGCCGACAGUGUGCAGGGUAUCAGAGAUCUCAUCAUGGAGGUCAUCGAGAUCGAGGAUGUAGUGAGACCUUGUGCUGAAAACCAGCCUUAAAACGGUUUGAAUGAUGUUCUGAUGCCUUUUUAUCAACUAUUCAGUGCUAACAAAACCAACUAAAGUGUUGCCAUUUAUUUUCAGUUUUUUUAGUCAUCAUUUUUCACAUCAAUUUUCUGUUUUCAGUAGUAAUCUAUAUAUUGACAUAUGAUUGUUAUGAAUUUUUACAAAAUAAUUUGACUUGCAUAGAAACCAAGCGCCUAUGUAAACAGAAUCCAUUUUGUAACACUUUAUAUCUUAUAACAUAUUAACAAAAACUAUAUACAUACACACACACACACACACACACACACACACACACACACAUAUAUAUAUAUAUAUAUAUAUAUAUAUAUAUAUAUAUAUAUAUAUAUAUACUUGCAGUUUUUUUCAAUACUUAAUUUUAAUGUUGAAACGUUUUUUUAAAUGUGAAAAUAAAAAUAGAAACUCUACAUUUUUAGAUUGGUACAUAAAUGUUGGUGGUUUUGGUGGACUGACUAAUUUAUUCAUGUGUUGUGCAGACGACGUAUUAUUUUUAGUAAAUGACAGGAGAUUAUGCUGAUCACUAAACUAUUAUUUUGUACCACGCUGUAGAUUUUCUGACAAUGAGACACAGUGACUUUGUACAUAUGAUUAUCACAGUAAGAGUCUGUUAAAUAAAUUUCCACAAAACGGA
This is a messenger RNA of Carassius auratus (goldfish), 3411 nucleotides long. Its product is annotated as protein Niban-like. Bases 204 to 2756 code for a protein of 850 amino acids. The record is from RefSeq and is a predicted model, not a curated record. The transcript is spliced from 14 exons. NCBI's taxonomy places the organism in Eukaryota, Metazoa, Chordata, Actinopteri, Cypriniformes, Cyprinidae.